AUGCUCACUCUUCAGACUAUGUAUGCUAGCACCCGGGAUGUGCUGGAUCUGAUGAUGAGAACGUAUGGAUCCUUCCAGACUGACUGUGUGGAGGAGCAGCAAAUAAAGAGCACCAUAUUCAGCUUUCUGUCCCGCUGGCUUCAGAAAUUUCCUGAGGAUUUUUGUGAGGCCCCAGAUAUGGCCAUCAUGUUCAUGGACUACGUGAGGCUCAAUGUGCCUUCUGUAGACAUAGAUACCCAAGCCAAUGAGCUGCUCUUGGCACUGGAGGAGCAGGAGGCUAAAGAGCUAAAGCUUGAGAAAGACUGUGCAGCAUCUCCAGAGCCCUCAGUGCCAGAUGCCUGGAGGAUGCAAGAGACUCUGGCUCUGAGGCCAGCUUCUGUGGCAGAGCCACGGGGAGACCAGCAACCCCGAGAGGACACCGAGCUCGUGGAACCGGCAGUUCUGGAACCCUUUGUGCCAGAAGCUGGACCAGUGCGGCUUCUGACUUUAAAUCAAGCUUUGCCCUCAUCAGCUGAUACACAGUCACCUGCAGAUAUGGCCUCAGAUGAGGCUGCAGAUGUGGCUGCAAAUGUUUCAGCUGACAGGCAAGUAUUUCUAUCUGCCAUUGUGCAAUUAGGCGCACCAGAUUUUGUUUUCCCUCAGCCUGAGGUUGACAUAUAG
Molecule: messenger RNA, 660 nt
Organism: Mastomys coucha (southern multimammate mouse)
Lineage: Eukaryota; Metazoa; Chordata; Mammalia; Rodentia; Muridae
Exons: 5
Coding region: 1-660 (219 amino acids)
Source: RefSeq, a predicted model, not a curated record